Eimeria mitis is the source of this 585-nucleotide messenger RNA. RefSeq lists its product as uncharacterized. The transcript has 2 exons. The coding region runs from base 1 to 585 and encodes 194 amino acids. The record is from RefSeq and is a predicted model, not a curated record. Lineage: Eukaryota; Apicomplexa; Conoidasida; Eucoccidiorida; Eimeriidae.
AUGAAGGACGUGGAGGCAGCAGCUCUUCGACAGCUGGGCCGUGUAUCCCUCGCAGCCUAUUUGGAUCUGGAAAACGGCCUACUAGGAGUGGAAUUCGUGCCGAACUCACUGCAAGAGGAGCAAAUCACUUCGCCUGCUGCAGGGCUCGGCCCGUUGCCUCCAAAGAGGGGUGACGAAGGGCUUCACGAGCUGCCCUUGCAGCUGCCCCCCGAACCUUGCACUGAGGCGUCCUUUGCGUCACUCAGCCCACAAUAUGCUGCCCUAGAGAGACCAAAACUGUCAGAUAAGGGUGACCCAGAGGUGGUAGUGGUUGCAUGCAGCCCGGGUUACUUGCCAACUCGAGGCCACAUGGCAGACUCGGACCGCGCCAUCUGCGACAACGGGAAGUGGGUUCUUGAGGAUGGCCUGGACUGCCGUCGUACCUGCGCGGGUCGCCCUGACGCUUCUCUGUAUCCAAAGGGAGCGUAUAUCGUCUCCGGGCCAGACUGGAGCCUCAAUAGCCGAGCGGCGCCUCGCUCGUUACAGGCAUCAGCAGGGCACAGCCCCCCAAUGGGGUCAGGAAGGCUCGUGGCUGAAGUGUAUUGA